UAAAAUUAUUAUUAUUAUUAUUAUUAUUAUUAUUAUUAUUAUUAUUAUUAUUAUUAUUAUUAUUAUUAUUAUUAUUAUUAUUAUUAUUAUUAUUAUUAUUAUUAUUAUUAUCUAUCCCCAGGCAAUCUUUCUCAGCUGUUACACUCGAAUCUACCACUUGUUUCAUCAGUCCACCCCCCCACCUCUUCUUGUGUCCCGUCCAUUACCCACUAUUAGCGCUUAUUAACGCAACACCCCCUUUCACCGUGAUCUGUUCCUAGAGUUUGUUCAGAUGUUCUGGAUCCUCCGAUGGUAUUCCCCCCCUCAUGGUCUUCCAUGCUGGCGAUGAGGAUGGGAUUUUGAGGCCAGAAGCCAAGGAAGGAGCUGAAGCCGCAAUCGAGAAAAAACUGAGACCAUGUUCCGAGAGAGAUACGGAGCGACCGCAUCCUGAAUCCAGCCAGGCGAGCGAGCGGAGCACAGGAGAAUCACGAGAUGAUGUCUGCCUACACACUGCCAGCGCCUUUCAACCCCAAGGAGGAAAAGUGGGGAUCCUACAUGUCCCGGUUCGAGUGUUUCAUGAUGGCCAACGACCUGCAAGGGCUACCGGACGUUCGAAAGAAGGCCCUAUUCCUGAGCCACUGUGGACCUCUAUGCAAUCUUCCUGAAAGACAAGGCAAUAGUGGCUGAACCCCUACACAGACUGUUAGCCAAAAAAUCCACUUGGAAAUGGGGGAAGACUGAAGACAAGGCAUUCGUGGGCAUUAAGAAACUGCUGUCAGCUGAAAGUUUUCUAAUACAGUACAACUCCACGCUUCCCCUUGUUUUAGCUUGUGACGUGUCUCCGUUCGGGGUGGGAGCCGUCCUGAGCCAUAGACUCCCGAAUGGCCUAGAGGCACCCAUCGCCUACUACUCCCGAACUCUGUCAAGUGCCGAGAGAAAUUACAGCCAGCUUGACAAGGAGGCCCUCGCUGCCGUUUCGGGAGUGAAAAAGUUUCACGAAUACCUAUUCGGGAGGGACUUUGACCUGAUCACCGACCAUCGACCGCUCCUGGGUCUCCUCGCGGGAGACCGACCAACACCGGCAGCCCUAUCGCCCAGGAUGACACGCUGGGCCAUCUUACUCGCGGCAUACUCAUAUUGCCUGGUACAUCAACCAAGGGCGGACAUGGGCAACACGGACGCACUCAGCCGAUGCCCACUACCCGACAACCUAGAUGACCCCACACCCGGCAUUCCAAUCCUGCUGAUAGACGUAUUGGACUCAGGACCCAUUACAUCAGCAGAAGUAGCGAGAGCUUCAACCAAGGACCACAUGAUCCGGACGGUCGCAAGUUGGGUCAUGAGGGGGUGUCCGGAAAGGAUUGGGAGCGGGAAAUUUAAACAGUUCGCGAACAAACGGGAUGAACUAACUAUGCAAGGGGGGUGUCUGCUAUGGGGCGAUCGGGUCGUUAUUCCCUUGUGCCUAAGGGAGAAAGUGUUAAUGUUGUUGCAUGAGGGGCACCCUGGGAUUGUUCGGAUGAAGGGGCUAGCCAGGAGCUACGUCUGGUGGCCCAAUAUGGAUGCAGACAUUACCGAGUGGGUGGGGAGAUGCCAGCCCUGCCAGGAGUCUAGGCCAGAUCCGCCAACAGCACCAGUGAGGGAGUGGGAAAGACCCCAGGGACCCUGGUCCACAAUCCACAUAGAUUUUGCCGGCCCGUUUCACGGACAGACCUUCAUGGUCAUCGUAGAUGCAUUUUCCAAGUGGCUGGAGAUUAAGCUAAUGAAGGCCACUACCACUGACACAGUUAUCAGGGAGCUCAGACAGUUAUUCACCACCCAUGGGUUACCGGACAUCCUAGUUUCGGACAAUGGGCCACAGUUCACGGCGACACAAUUCGAGGGGUAUUUAGCGGACCUAGGGAUCAGACAUGUCCUUUCAGCCCCGUUCCAUCCGGCUAGUAAUGGUCAGGCUGAGAGAUUUGUGAGAUCAGCCAAGGAGGCCCUCUCACGGCUAGGCCCCGGGGAUUGGCAGGAAAGAGUAGAUAAAUUCCUAACAGCACAGCACUCCACACCUUGUACAGCCACAGGCCGAAGUCUGGCAGAGCUCUUAAUGGGACGGAAGCUCCGAGGGGUGUUAGAUAGACUCGAUCCCAACUACUCUCCAGUAGUUCUUCAAGGGGGAGGAGAGGAAGCUCAGAGAAUUCGCCAUAGGAACCCUGGUGCAUGCCAGGAACUACGGGAGGGGCCCACUCUGGGAGGCAGGAACAAUUACAGAAAUUACGGGGCCCAAAUCGUACAGGGUUGACAUGGGGGAUGGGAGAGUCUGGCGCAGGCACAUUGAUCAGCUGAGGAAACGAAUAGCCGCAGACGCCGAGGAAAGAUUCGACGAACCGAUCCCUGACUACCAACCAGAACCACAAACUACAUCAAGCCCGGGCAGAGCGGAGGACUUAGCUGACGAUUCUGGCAUCCAGCGCUGCCCCAUCGAGGAGGUCCGGCCCACCGGGGAAGUCGCCACCCACAAAGAAGUCUCGGAGGUUCCAUUGGCGGAGCAGGGAGAAACAGGGAGUCCCUCCAACCUGCUCGACGCCGCCCCUCCGACUGAACUGCGCAGGUCGACUAGGAUACGUACACGCCCUAGUCACCUGAGAGACUUUGUAUGCAAAUAACACCUAAGUGACUUCUGGGAGGGGAGGAGUGUUAUGUAAAUAGGUUUUCUAGGCGGGAAGUUUGAAUUAACUGACCAUCAGCUGAUUGGCUGACCACCACAGCUGCAAGGUAUAUAAAGAGAGCUGGCUCCCUGGGUCAGUCGCUGGGUUCUCACCAUACAAUAAAGAGCU
Molecule: messenger RNA, 2798 nt
Organism: Pantherophis guttatus
Lineage: Eukaryota; Metazoa; Chordata; Lepidosauria; Squamata; Colubridae
Source: RefSeq, a predicted model, not a curated record